AUGUCGUUCUUUGUGAGUUUGCAUCCCGGCAAAGCCUGGAAGGCUUCGGGCUUCUCAAGUGACCACCUCACUAGUCAGUAGCGCUGGCGCCACUUGGGUGAUCACUUGAUGUCUCGAAGAAUCCUAGGAUCCUUCAGGGAGUACGGUAUAGUUGAUAGUCCAAUGAGAUGUAGCCCAAAAUUUCUCCUUUGAGAAUACUGAAAAUGUCAACAAAACUUGAUCUUACCGUAGCGUGAGAAGCAAUUCGGAGGGUUAGACAACUUUGGAGAAGUCUUUCAAUUUUUUUUCUAACUAUUAAGCCUGUUUUCAAUGAAUGGUGUUUGAGUAUUUUAGAACUCUAAAUGACGCCUCUACCAUUUCUGUAUGAGUUAUUUGAUUGUUUUUGUCAAUUAUCCGUAGCCUAGAGAGCCUAGAUUUUUUCCCAAUUCAACAUUUUUGAAGGAAAUCUCUAUCUAGCUGUAGCUUAAGCAAAAUUCGUAACUUCGAUACGUAUUUGUUCAUUUCAUCUCGUUUUCGAGUUAAAACACUUCAAAAGCUCAAAAUAGCGCUUUUUUUUGUCAUAGUUUGCGUAUUUUGCACACUUUGAAGCUCCAAUAGGCCAUUCCGCGCCAGCUUGUCACAUUUUUCUUUCCGUCAAAAGGCCAGGUCAAAUUUGGCCAAAAUCGCUUCAAGACCUUUGAUUCUUGGCGUUAUAAAAGCUGAAAUUUGAGCUAAUGUGGUAUACGGUCUUUUUGGCGGAAAAAAACGUGACAAGCUGGCGCGGAAUAGGCUAUAACUCGGAAACGAGAUCUAGUGCGAGACAUAUAAUUUUUGAGCAUUCAGAAACGUAACUUUGCAGAAAAAUGAAUAAGAAAUCAAUGACAACAUUGACCAUGUGGGAGUUCCUUUUCUUUCAAAUCUAGACUGUGAAAAGACUUGAAUCCAGACUCAUGAACUCAAAUAAAUCUCUGAAUAAAAGUCCGUUUUUGCUAAUUUCUUUCGACAAAUUAGGCAACAAUUUAAAAUUUGAAGAAUAGCCACUCCACGAGGGGUUCAGCUAAGUCUCUAAUGAUUCGAGGUUGUUUCCAGGACUUCCUCACACUAAGAAUAACUGACGAGAUAAACGCGAGGUCGGUGGCGGUACAUUGACGAACUCGCAAACAUGUUGCUUUUUCUAGCACAGCGUUCUAAAGCGGGGUUCCCGCCCCUUUUCUGAAAAUCAUGCGGACGUUGCAUGAGUAGGCGUGGCUAACAAUCGUCUUUUUCGCGUCGUAAUUAAGAGUCCGGAUUUUUUGAUUAUUUGAAGGCUAGCAUUUUUGUUUCCUGACAUUUAUAGUUUCCAAGUGUUGCUAGUCAUUUUCUUUAACUCUCUUAAAAUUUCGCAGUUUAUUUUCUUGUGGUUUGAUUGGUUCAAAGGACUACAUAAUUGUUCUGUUCACGAAAGUCGAAAUUUUUUUAACUCAGGUUUAAUUUUUUUUAUCCUGUUUAAGUAAUUGAAAACUGAUAAUGUGAUCGAUUCCUGGAGUUGAAAUUUCGAUUUUUCGGUUUUUGUCUCUUAGGUACAGACCAAUUACACCUUUUUUUGAAUUUUUUUCGUCAAGUCGAAAUUUUUUUUCUCUUUUGCGCGGACACUGACAGCUCUUGUUUAUUAGUUGGAAACUGAUAUUUUGAUCGAUUCUUGGAGUUGGAAUUUCGAUUUUCGGUUUCGUCUCUUGGAUACAGUAUUUUCUUUUAUAAACAACGUUUCGGCACAUAACCGAGCUAUGGACACUUCAAAAACUUUCUAAAACGUUUAAAAACAUUAAUUAAAAUUUUACGUGCCUAGAAACAAAAAAAAGAUUUUAAAAAACAAUCGAAAAAAGUUAAUAGCAUGUAAGUUAAAGAAAAAAAAGCACCUUGAUUUUGAUUGACAACGCUCCAAGUUACGCGCUCCAUUGAGAAUAGUUUGCGCCUCUUUCUGCGUGAACCCCGUUUUAGAACGCUGUGCUAGGCGCGAUCUCGCAUUUAUCUCGGCGCGAACUCGCAUUUUUCUCGCCGCGACCUCGCAUUUAUCUUGCAUUUCGGAAAUUUUCGAGAAAAAAAUUUUUAGAGAAAUGCGAGCUCACGCCUAGAAAAGUGCGAGCUGGCGCCCAGAAAAAUGCGAGACCGGCGCGAGAAAAAACGCGAGAUGUUUGCGAGCUCGUCAAUGUACCGCGUCAAUGUUAUUAGUGCAGAUCCUUAUAGUUUGAAAGUGGAACAAAAAAAUUAGUUUCUGCUCAUACUGAAAUGUAUCUUUUUCUCUACUUUUUCGAUCCUAAGCUAAGAUAAAGGUAAUACUUUCAUGAAAUUUCAGACGAAACUGACGACUGCUUUGAUGGCGAAAAAACCUCCGGGCCCCAAUCCUACGGCUACUAACAACAAGAUGGAAGAAAGUGGUGAAUCGUUUUUCAAAAAAAAAAAACUGCAACAAAGUAGGAUGAAAUAGAAAGGUUCUCAGUGUAAUUCCACCAUUUUUUUUUCUGAAACGAUGGGAUAUUUCGUUUGUACGGAAACUACUUACCAAAAUCCAAGCCAAUUUUAUACCACGAAAAGGAACGGGUCUACUCUAAAAAAUUUUCAGUCAACAAUAACAAUGUCCUCGUGUCCAUCAAAAAAGCGGCUACAGCGGAAGAAGUUAAGGUCCAGCCAUCGGUAGACUGUGCUCGCAAGCUGCCUUUUUGUCAUGGGUUUGUUUUCGAACUAACGAACUAAUUGCACAUUAUUCAUCAAUAAAUCACUUCAAUCGGUUACUAAUCAUCAGAUUUUUACAGGGUUUCGAAUUUGGGUUCUUUCCCAUCGAACCCUAUUUCCUGGUGUUCACAGAAUGUGUAGGAUUUCUCGGAUUUUACCAGGUUAAAACAGAGAUUUCAGGCUCGGGAAAUAA
This is a messenger RNA of Caenorhabditis auriculariae, 2881 nucleotides long. The record is from the annotation of a GenBank genome assembly. NCBI's taxonomy places the organism in Eukaryota, Metazoa, Nematoda, Chromadorea, Rhabditida, Rhabditidae.